Messenger RNA from Salvelinus sp. IW2-2015, 2341 nucleotides. It is a transcript of the gene habp2, whose product is annotated as hyaluronan binding protein 2. NCBI's taxonomy places the organism in Eukaryota, Metazoa, Chordata, Actinopteri, Salmoniformes, Salmonidae. Gene Ontology annotation, biological process: proteolysis. Gene Ontology annotation, molecular function: serine-type endopeptidase activity. The record is from RefSeq and is a predicted model, not a curated record.
AGCACUUUGUACAUACAAAGGUUAGGCUUCCUACACAAACGGUUGGGAAAUGAUGUGGGUGAUCUGACAGAAUUUCUCUUCUCGCCGCACACAAUCACUGCCAUCAUGAACUCCAAGCCUCUUUUCUUCUGCCUCUUCCUUGUAUUGCUCAUUCUACCUGUUCAAUUACAUAAACAAGAGAAGCAUGGAAAACAUCAGAAACAGGAAAAACACACCAAAAAAACUGAAAGAAAGUACAGAAGACAUGAGGAUAUUCUGAAGGACCCAUUCUUUGAGAUCGUAGAUGAACCAGGUGAGGACGAUAGUGAUGAACCUGACUGGCUUUAUGAACUCCAAGAACCAGAUGGCCAAUGCAACCCAAACCCUUGCCUCAAUAACGGUGUGUGUGAGGAGAAGGGAAAGAGAAGGUUCAAAUGUGACUGCCCCAAGCCAUUCAAGGGCAAGAAGUGCCAGAAAGGGCCCAAAAGGUGUAAUAGGGGCACGUGUGGCCGUGGCGAGUGCGUGUUGACCUCUAAACCACCUUUCUACGCGUGCAAGUGCAAGCAGCCCUUCCUGCCCCCAGACUGCAAAUCACUUGCGGUGUGUCAGCCUAACCCCUGUAAGAAUGGAGGCUUGUGCGUCAAGGAUGGCAUGGACUUUGACUGCCUCUGCCCAGAAGGCUUCAGUGGACGUUUCUGUAAUGUUGGCCCAGAUGACUGUUACAAGCUCAAGGAUGACGGGGAGUCAUAUCGCGGCAACGUGAGUGAGACAGAUGAUGGAGAGGAAUGUCUCUACUGGAACUCCCAUUUCAUCCUGGAGAAAGGCUCUGAUCCCUUCAAUGACUUUGAGGAUGACGAUGGACUAGGCCCUCAUAACUUCUGCAGAAACCCAGAUGGUGACACUCAGCCAUGGUGCUUCAUAAGAAGAGGGCGGGUGCUGCUGUGGGAUCACUGUGGCGUCAGGGAGUGUGCUAAGCCCACAGCCAUGGUCACAACAGAUGCUGGUCCCAAGCCUACGACUGGUCCGAAGCCCACUACUACAACUACUACAACUACCAAGCCUACUACUCGUCCCAAACCCACUACUACAACUACUACAACUACCAAGCCUACUACUCGUCCCAAACCCACUACUACAACUACUACCACAACACCCAAGCCUAAACCAACACCGGCCAAACCCUCAGCAGGUCCAGAGAAACCUACAGCGCCAAAGCCCAGUGGAGUCCCACGACAGACCACAGCUAGCCCCACCUCUGAUAAGCAGUUCACCAGCUGUGGAAAGCCCCAGCCGAAGAAGGCCAUCACCAGGAUCUACGGAGGCUUGAAGGCCGUCCCUGGAGCCCAGCCCUGGCAGCUGUCCCUGCAGGUCCGACCCAAGGGCUCCAGCCAGGCAUACAGGCACAUCUGUGGAGCGGUGCUCAUCGAUAGCUGCUGGGCCCUGACUGCCGGCCACUGCAUUGAUCCAAAGGACCAGAUGCAGGUGGUGGCUGGGAGUCUGACUCUAGGAAAGGAUGUGCCCAUUGGGCAGACGAUCACAGUGGAGAAAGCCACACGGCAUGAGAAUUACAAGGAGACAUCCAGAGCUGUUUACAAUGACAUAGCGGUGCUGAAGCUGAAAGCCACAGAUGGUCGCUGUGCCAGAGAGAGCCAGUUUGUGAAGGCAGCCUGCUUGCCUAAUAGCCCAGUCACUGAUGGGACUGAAUGCACCAUCUCUGGAUGGGGCACUACUGAGGACUCUGACAACGGCUCCAACCACCUACUGGAUGCCCAGGUGCUGCUGAUCAGCCAGGAGAGCUGCUCAAGCAGCAAAGUCUAUGGAAGCGCCAUAGACAACACCAUGUUUUGUGCCGGUUACCAGCAGGGAGGAGUGGAUUCCUGCCAGGGUGACUCUGGAGGGCCGCUGACGUGUAACAAGGAGGGCUCCCAUUUCAUCUACGGCAUCGUGAGCUGGGGAGACCAGUGUGGGUUGAAGAACAAGCCUGGGGUCUACACACGGGUCUCCCACUACCUUGACUGGAUCAAGUCAAAGACACAAGCAGCAUAGCUGGGCUAUGCCAGUCCAUAUAGUUGCAGGCAUUGGAAAGUUAGAUCACGGCACGGUAUUGGCAGAACAAUUCCGCAAUGCAUAUGCAACAUGGUGCUUUAGUGUCUUCUAGUGGUAGUUUAUCACAAAAACCCUGCGGUAGCAAGUGCUAAAAUAGGUGUCUCUUAAUUGGACCGCUACUGAGUAAUCAUUGAUUUAUAUUUUGAACAUAGCUGACAUGCUGUCAUUCCAGGAUAUAAAAUGACCGACGACUGUAAGAGAACAAAACCAUUAAACGUCCCUCUAUGGACCUUCCUGCAAAGAUGGGGAUUCUGAA